Trachemys scripta elegans is the source of this 2588-nucleotide messenger RNA. RefSeq names its product phosphatase and actin regulator 3 (gene PHACTR3). Gene Ontology annotation, molecular function: actin binding. Bases 418 to 1998 code for a protein of 526 amino acids. The transcript is spliced from 13 exons. Gene Ontology annotation, biological process: actin cytoskeleton organization. NCBI's taxonomy places the organism in Eukaryota, Metazoa, Chordata, Testudines, Emydidae. The record is from RefSeq and is a predicted model, not a curated record.
UUGCUUCAACGUCUCCAGUUAAAAAGCUUUGUGGAAUAAACAGUGACUUUCAGCUUCUUCUACAGGAAAGAGAAACUUGCAGGAUGAAGACAAGUUGACUUACAGAUUUUCAUCAGGUCCUCCAUUUAGAAAAGCAAGCUUGAUUUUGAACAUUGCAUAGGAUUUUACAAUCACACACAGGAUACUAUAAAUGAUCCAGGCAGCUGUCAGCAAGGCCGUGAUUUUCCUGGUUAAAAUAGGAAAUGCAUUCAUUCUUUGUACAUCAUGUAAACAGAAUCCGUCUAGACCCUGAAGGGGUCUGCCCUUAUAUUUUUAUGUGACCUGAAAAGAAGAGGUGAAGAAAUUUCAAGUGAUAACAAUAAGAAAGGCUGAAAGGAAACUAAUCAUUUUCUUCCUUGGAUCAAGCUGCUGCAUUCAAUGUGCUCUGAGCAAGAGGCAGCACUCAGGGAUGAGAUGGAGCAGUCCCCUGCAAUGCAUUCUGAAUAUCUGGUCUCAGGGAUUAGAACUCCGCCUGUGAGAAGGAACAGCAAGCUGGCAACAUUGGGCAGGAUCUUCAAACCAUGGAAGUGGAGGAAAAAGAAAAACGAGAAACUAAAGCAAACAUCAGCAGUGUUAGAGAAGAAGAUUACUGCAAGGCCAGGUCGGGAUGAACUCAUUAAGAAAGGUCUUCUGGAGAUGAUGGAACAAGAUGCUGGAGGCAAAGCAUGCGCUGCUGAUGGUGCCACCAGAUCAAUGCAGAGUGACCCUUCAUCCCCCGUAUGCCAGGCACUUACCUCAGAAGAGAUGCAGCAGGAAAGUACAGCAGCAACAACAAAUGCAACCUCAUUUAGCGAGGAGCUGCACUCAGAGGAGCUGAAAGACGAUGCAGCCAAGAAACCUUCAUUGUCCACUGAAGAACUAGAAGAUGCCUGCCUGCCAGUAACCGAAGAGACUCCACAAGCCUUACUUAUUUCUGAAUCCACAGAUUCCCCACAGAAACCAAUGGAAAGAAACCUAGCACAGCUCCCCAGCCCCCCUUCACUUCCAAUUCCACCACCUAAGGCAAUCUCCAAAAUCAAGAGUGUAACAGGACAAGCUGCCCUCUUCCAUCCAUCAGGCCAGAAAGGCUCCGAUCCCCAUGUCAGAGGACAGCUACCAACGCCGACCGGUUCCCCUCAUCCCGCUGCUGUCCACCUGCCUUUACCUCCCAGCAGAGUCAUUGAGGAGCUCCACAGGGCUCUGGCCACCAAACAUCGGCAGGAUAGCUUUCACGGCAGAGAAAGCAAAGGGUCUCCCAAAAAAAGAGUGGAUGUCCGUCCAUCCAGAACAUCUAGCAUCGAGGGCAGCAAAGAAAAGGAGAACGCACUGAGCCACAGUAAUGAUCCGGAGAACAAGCGAAACUCAGUCAAAGAGUCAGAUGAGAACAAAGAAAACCUGAUCAUGAACUCAGAACUCAAGGACAACUUGGUUUUUUAUCAGGAUGAAGAGGUGUUGAAUGACUCCAUCAUUUCUGGUACCUUGCCAAGAAAAUGCAAGAAAGAGCUGCUGGCAGUAAAGCUACGGAACAGGCCAAGUAAGCAGGAACUGGAAGACAGGAACAUUUUCCCAAGGAGGACGGAUGAGGAACGACAGGAAAUCCGGCAGCAAAUCGAAAUGAAACUUUCAAAACGCCUGAGCCAAAGACCUGCUGUCGAGGAGCUCGAACGAAGGAAUAUACUUAAACAAAGAAAUGAUCAAACAGAGCAGGAAGAAAGAAGGGAAAUCAAGCAGAGGCUGACGAGAAAGCUCAAUCAGAGACCUACAGUCGAUGAACUAAGAGACAGAAAAAUUUUAAUUCGAUUCAGCGAUUAUGUUGAGGUGGCAAAAGCACAGGACUACGACAGACGAGCAGACAAACCCUGGACAAGACUAUCAGCAGCUGAUAAGGCAGCAAUUCGUAAAGAACUAAAUGAAUACAAAAGUAAUGAAAUGGAGGUACAUGCAUCAAGCAAGCAUUUGACAAGAUUUCACAGGCCAUAGAGAUUUUCUUCUGAGAAGAAUUUGUCUUUACUUUCGAUACUGCUACUGAACACACAUCAGGGAACGUAUAAAGGUCUUUCCCUGAAGUUCAGUUCACGAUAACCUGACGUGUGUGUGAGAGAAGGACUGUGCAGGUGAAAUCUCUGCAGCUCGUACACACAGGAGCUACCUACCAGAGGACGUACUUCGCUCUUUGAUGCCUGAAGAGUGAUGGCCUGUGGGGUGGGAGGAUCAGCUGAAAACGAAUGAAGUAAAGCUACUGGAAGGAACUUACUGCUCUCCUUUAACACUUGUUUUAAACUGUUUUGCAGCAUAUCUUGGAAAAGGAGAUGUUGUGCAUGUACAGGCUUUACCAUUCCAGGGCCUCUGACAUAAUGGACAUGACGCACUGUCAUUCAGUAUUAUGUUGACAAGACAUUUUGAACUAAUCACAAUUAGUUUGUAAAACACUUACGUUCAUGUUAUACAAAAUGAUUUAAUGUAUUAUAAUUUCUUUCUUUUUUAUAUAAUGUCUAACGAAAACACAGCUGCAACAUUUUUGAUUCCUGUUAAUUUUGUUCUUUAAUUAAAUGACUACUUAUUGCAGGAAA